GGCUGGGAGAGGCGGGUACCGUCCCUCGGAAAGCUCGGAGGGUGAGGAGAAAGAGAAACCUCCGGAGAGGUUUUACUCUGCCCCACGCUGACUUGCAGCCCACCUGUUUCGUCCUCUGUGGGCCCCGUGUGACGUUCACGUUGUAAAGUGGGUUCAAUCGGUUCGGAGAGUGAGAAGUUGCUGUUGCAGGCGUGCGUGUUUCCUGGUGUCUCCUGCCCUCCUUGCCCACGCUUCCUCGCUUUUUACAGUCAUGCCAAUAACCGAAAAACAAACGCGUUGCUUCAGCUGUAUGGAAAGAGGUCAAAGGUUUAAAACAUCCUCAUAGACACUCGUCUGAAUGUAUAGAGAAUGCAGAAACUACUGAAGACAUUCUGAUGCUGCUUUUGGAGACAAAGACUGUCCUAUUUGUAAUAACAUUCCUUUAUAUUGGCAUAAUGUACAAGGAGAGUAAAGGCUUCAUGAAGGCGUGACAUACAUAUGCACUUUUAACCCUGUAUCUUCACAGUUAUUCUGUCACAGUAAGGCAAGUUUGGUUUAGUUGGAAGAAUUUAUUCUAGGAACUUGGCCUUUAAGAAGAUACAACACGGUUUGCACAGCUUGUUGGGAGGUGAAGACCUGCAUAUGCCUCUGGCAUAGUUAUAUUCAUUUUUCUCUUGAUUAUCUAUACCUUCUACUCUGGACAAUGGUUACUUUCCAGCAAAAAGUUUUACACUUGGUCAAAUGUUUCAGAAAGCAGUGGCCUUUAUUUUCCAACUCUGAAAGGACUACUGUAUGUGGAGCAGACUGCAUGUUGAUGGCCUUACAACUGUCCAUGGCUGAAGUCAAUAAACAGCACCAUGGAGACUUCACAGUAUCACUUAGCGAUGUGUUGGAAACAUGGAACUAUUUGUUACAUGACAAACUGGGAUUAUAUGAAAACAUGAAAGAACCUGAAAAUUAUGCUGAUGUGAAAAAAGCCUAUGAUGCCUUUUUAGCAAGAAGCAAUAUGUUAGAUUUAAUAGAUAUAUAUCAGAAGUGCUAUGGUCUUGGACUUCUAGCUGAAGAUGAAAGCAUACCCGCUGUUCAACUGUUGGAAUUUAUUUCUGGUGUAAUGAAUGCACAAGAAAAUGAUUCUGUUCUUUCUACUCCUCCGCAAAUCAACAGACAGGGCCAGGAGCAUAUGAAGGUGACUGUCCUGGCAAAGAAGUCUGUCUGUUCAUAUUUAAGCCUUUUGGUGAAUUCUAAGGAUGAUCUGGCAUUGGCUCAUAUUCUAAAUGUUCCUGACAGAGGGCUUGGUAGAGAAGCCUUCACUAACCUGAAACAUACCUCACAGGAGAGAAAAAUGUCCAUUUUCCUGAUGGCAACAUCUUUUAUCCGGACCAUAGAACUUGGAGGAAGAGGCUCUGCAUCUUCUUUGUAUGAUCCUUUACGAGCCCAUGUAAAGGGGCUUUCCAGUUUUGUUCAUUUCAUUGACAAGCUGCAAGAAAUUGUUGGUGAAAUCUUAAAUACAAGAAUUGCAGGGGGGCGAAUUCUGUCAACAGUGAAGAUGCAUUUGAUAAAAGGCCGAAGCAAUGGGGAUCCUUUCUGUCAGGCAGUAGAGGAAGUUGUAGAAGACUUGGAUUUGAAGAUUAAAAAUAUUAUCGAUUCACAACAGGAAACCUUGACUGCUAGCACUACUGGAGUCAGUCCAGCACGGCCAAAAUUGCAUUCCAUAAAUCAUGGCACUGCCUAUUGUGGCAGAGAUACUGUAAAGGUCUUGCUGGUUCUUCUGGAUGAAGAAGCUGUUAAUCCUCCUACCCAGAACAAAGCGGAUCUGUUAUGUGACAAUGAAUGCUUAAAUUUGUGUGGUAUCACCUCUGUUUUGACACUCUUCAGAUCUCCGACACAACCCAGUGGAUCUUCUCCAAAACCUCUUAGACAACGUAUUCUGAAAUCUAUGGAUGAAAAAGUAAUUAAGAUGAAGCAAUCUUCAAUUAAAUCCCAGUUUGCCUGUACAUAUAAAAAUGAUUUGAGUGGUCAGCCUUCCCAUGCGAUUCCAGCCUGCAAACACCCUGUACCAAGACAACAUUUAAAAACUUGGAAGCAUACAGAAGGUACAAAUUCAUGUCUUGAUGUACCAGGGCUUGGAACUAUUUCUGAAAGUGUUCACCAGACUAGAAGUUAUACAGAAAUGGGAAAGCUGAGUUGUCAGCCAAGGAACAAGAACUCCGAGAAUGAACAGAUGGAUUUGAAUAACGACAAAAUAAUCUGUGACAAGGAAAGUGAACCAUCUUUGCAAAAAAAUACUAAAAGACUUAAGACUUCUAACAUCUCCAAGAAGGAAUUGGACAGCAAAAUUGGUGGCAAAAGAAAACAGGCCAGAACUGCAAGUAAGAAUAAGUUGAUUGCUGGUCAGGCAAAGCUAACUCGCUUUUUUCAACUCUAGAUUUUUGUUUUCACAUACAUGGUAUGUUGACAGUUGUAAAAUUUUGCAAGAAAAUGGGUGAAAUUCAUUAAUUACUUUCUUUCAUAUGUAAGUAAUUGAAAGUAGCUUGUGUAUUAUGUUAGACAACUACUUAAAAGUCUGGAUUAUGCUGAAGUCUUUUAUUUUUUAAUAACAAUACAUUGUUAAUAAUUAGUUAUUUUUUGGCAAAGAAUUAUGUAUCCCUCUACAAUGCAAUGGGAAAUUAUUUUUGGAUGCAUAUGUACAGCAAUACUAACACUAGUAACUUCA
Hirundo rustica (Barn swallow) is the source of this 2692-nucleotide messenger RNA. It is a transcript of the gene PARPBP, whose product is annotated as PARP1 binding protein. Gene Ontology annotation, biological process: negative regulation of double-strand break repair via homologous recombination. Gene Ontology annotation, cellular component: chromatin. The transcript is spliced from 11 exons. The record is from RefSeq and is a predicted model, not a curated record. The coding region runs from base 683 to 2404 and encodes 573 amino acids. NCBI's taxonomy places the organism in Eukaryota, Metazoa, Chordata, Aves, Passeriformes, Hirundinidae.